This is a messenger RNA of Vidua chalybeata, 960 nucleotides long. RefSeq names its product protein phosphatase 1 regulatory subunit 3E-like. The transcript has a single exon. Lineage: Eukaryota; Metazoa; Chordata; Aves; Passeriformes; Viduidae. Gene Ontology annotation, cellular component: protein phosphatase type 1 complex. Gene Ontology annotation, biological process: regulation of glycogen biosynthetic process. The coding region runs from base 1 to 960 and encodes 319 amino acids. The record is from RefSeq and is a predicted model, not a curated record. Gene Ontology annotation, molecular function: protein phosphatase 1 binding; glycogen binding.
AUGGAUAAGGCGGGCUCGCUGCACAGCUCGGUGCCCGGGCCGCCGCCCCGGCUCUACCUGCCGCGCAACUUCAGCUGCAGCGCCUGCCUCUAUGGCAGCCUGGCCGAGCAAUGCAGGGCGGGCUGCAGCCCCGACGGCGACGCCGCGCCCACGCCCGUGGUGCGGGAAGCGGCGGGCGAGAAGCCGCCGCCGACCCGCGGCCGGGAGCCCACGCUGCCCGCCGUGCCCCCCAGCCCCACGCAGCGCCGCCGCGCCAAGUCGCUGCCCACGCCCGGCGACCGCAGCCUGCGCCCCGCGCUGCAGCAAAGCCCGUCGCGCCGCAAGACCGUGCGGUUCGCCGACUCGCUGGGGCUGGAGCUCACCUCCGUGCACCUCUUCUGCGAGGCCGACCUGCCGCGGGUGCCGCUGCCCGCGCCGCCGACGCCGCGCCCCGCCGACCUCCUCAAGACCAGAAAGCCGCCGGCGCUGGGCGACCUAGAGCCGGUGCUGUUCGGGCCGCCGCCGCCGCUGCUGGAGCCGCUGUUCCCGCCGCAGCCCGGCGCCAGCCCCGGCUUCGCGGAGCGGGUGCGGCAGCACAAGGUGAGGCUGGAGUGGGUGCGGGCAGAGCCGGCAGCGCUGCGCGGGGCCGUGCGCGUCCUCAAUCUCGCCUACGAGAAGGUGGUGUCGGUGCGCUACACGCUCAAUGGCUGGGCCAGCUGCGCCGAGGCUGCCGCCACGUACCAGCCGCCCGCGCCGGCCGACGGCAUCACCGACCGCUUCGCCUUCCUGCUGCCCCUGGGCGCCGCCGCCGCCGCCGCCGAGACCACGCUGGAGUUCGCCGUCCGCUACCGCGUCGCCGGCGCCGAGUACUGGGACAACAACGAGGGCAAGAACUACCGGCUGCGGGGCCGGCAGCGCGUCCCGCCCGCCGCAGGGCCCCCGCAGGACCCCGACAGCUCUGCCUGGAUCCACUUCAUCUGA